Messenger RNA from Diuraphis noxia (Russian wheat aphid), 2346 nucleotides. RefSeq names its product dynein axonemal intermediate chain 7-like. NCBI's taxonomy places the organism in Eukaryota, Metazoa, Arthropoda, Insecta, Hemiptera, Aphididae. The record is from RefSeq and is a predicted model, not a curated record. Gene Ontology annotation, cellular component: axoneme. Gene Ontology annotation, molecular function: microtubule binding; beta-tubulin binding.
AUGGCGGUGUCAGCCUCGGUCUCUGGAGGGAACUUGGUGGCUGAGGCCUUCGAAGUCCGCUUACUUCGGCUAGCGACGGCCGUUCUCGAGGACUGGCUGUUCCAAAACCCUGGGCUUCGAAAUGAACGAUUAAAACCAAACUGCGCCAUGUUAUCGGAUUUGUCACAAAAAAAAUAUGAACACGACCGAAUGUACCGUGAAGGAUUGGACUGGCAACAUUGGAUAAGAUGUGACGGUACUCCUAACCCACAGGUUGUUCAGGAACUGAAUACGUAUCUCUUUGUUGAGAGACAAGUGUGUCAUGCUAGUGACGAUAAUAACUCUUAUGUGGAAAAAUGUUUAGAGAUAUUCAAGAUUAUGGACGCUGUAGAUGACAUCGUGGAUUUACCGUUGGAUUUGAGUCAAUUUAAACUACAGUGCUUUCGAGAAGCCAGAGACAAUUUAGGAAGGUUACUGGUAGAUAUCAUAUACGGAAUUUGUUACCAUCUGAUUAGUGAUUACGAUCGCAGAAUGGAUCCUGUAGACUUAGAAACAGUUGCAUAUAAAAACUCAUGUGAAGCAUKUUCUGUUGGCUUACAUGUAGUAUGUCACAGGCCCAGGUUGCUGACAGAUGACCGACCUCCGCCAAAAUGUGAUUUCCCUGAAUGUCUUGUCAUGGUCGAUGUCCCACCACAACUAUCACAACAGUACAUGGCAGUUAUGGCUCUAUGGCUACGCUGGGACCCUUUUACGGACAGAAUGGCUGAAUUUGAUGUUUCAAAGUCAUUAGAGAUGGAUACCCGAGAUUUAUGGCAGUACUCAGAGGACAUUUGGAAACAAAAGACACAGAUAGCACAGCAACUAAAUGAAGAAAAGGAAAGAACAGAUAGACAAUUGUGGAUGGAAAAAAUGGAAGAAAAACUUAAAGCGUUUGCGGAAGUGGAUCGAAACAGUUAUCCAGAAGAUCUUAAAAUGUAUUUAGAUGAACUUGAAAAAAAUGACCAUUAUAUUCAUUCAAAAAACGAUCAUAUAGAAAAAGAAUCGGAAGAUCAGCCAAAUGAACAAAAAAUAAAAGAUGAAUCUUCCAAACCAGYAGAACAUGAAACCACGAAAUCAAUACAUAUUGAUGUUACAAAAACUCCAAGCCAGGAAAUAACAAAAAGACAGCUGGAACAGAUGGAAGAUAUUUCUAAUUCGUUGAAAUACUCGGAGAAACCAAACGAACUUAAUCCCAGGAGAUACUGGAUAAUUGGUGGUGCGUUUAACGUGGAAAUGUGGAAACUUCCAAUGCAGCCCGUCGAAUUCAAAGACGGGUCAGUGGGCGUGUUGAUCGUCGGACCAGAGGCUCUGCAGCCCAUCGAUUAUCAUGAAAAAUACGAACCGUUACAGUUGUCGAUGGGUUUUUCGUCUACAUCAUCAGAAGAUGAAGAAACGGACGUAAAAAAACAAAAUCAAGAAGCACUCAAGAGACUUGCGCUAAUAAAUAUCAAGUUGCCAGAAAAUGUACUWUGGUUUGAAAAUCCAAAACCAGCUAUGUGGAAUGAAGAAAAAAAAAAUUGGACGACUGAAUACAUAUACGAUAUCAGGUUCAACGAAGAGAAACAGAUGGUUUCGUUCAGGGCCGGCCGGAUGGGUUCGUUCGGGUUGGCCGUCAACCGGUACACAAACUUUCCGUUUCAGUCGUGGGAGAUACGGCCGGAAGGCGUCGGCGUCAUCCUGUCGGUGACCGCGGCCACGGUGCUGGUGGAGUUCGCUGUUCGCGGAGACCAAGCGGCAAUGGUACAACUGCAAAACGCCACCACCGUGGCAUUACAAGAGAUGAUCGGCGCGUACCACCGGCCGGACAAGCUGGUCCGGUUGUUGCGCCGCGGCGGUAUCAACUUGUUCCCGGAACCGGACGCCCGUCACUACGUGGACGGCCACAGGCCGCCCAAGCACGCGGUGGCCGAGCGACACACGUACCGGUGCAUGGCCGCGCUCAGCGGCACGCAUCAGUUCACCGCGUCCCGSUGGAACGUGCACGCGCCUUUCGAUCGCAUAGUGAUGCAGAUGAAGGAAACGCAGCCGGCCAUCGAAGCGGUCGGCAGUGAGACGUCGCUGUCGGCCGCGAGUGGACAGGCCGGCAGCGUACCGUACAAGAUGGUCAUGAUAACGCCAGAACGCGCCGUGCUGCUCAAGUGUACCGAGGUCAGCCAGGUGUUCUCCGAGGAACCACUGGAGAAGCCGGCCAACACCGUCGCCGAGGCCGGUAAGCGGUACGCACCCGACCUGUUGACGUUGGCCGGAUACAGCGCCACCGUYGACUUCAAGACCACCGAAACACUAUUUUACCUGAUGGACAAAAUAAAAUUCUUGAGCUACUCUUGA